GCAGUUAGUAGCUAGUAUUAACAUGUUAGGCUGAUUAAGUUCCGAUCUAGUGGCUGCUCGCGGGGCCUGGGAACAGUAUAGAGUCCUUCAUUUCUAUGUCUGAAUCUUCUCUUUCAUUUCUGUGAUAACCCUUUUUCCCCUUGAAAAUUUAGGAAAACAAUGGGCGGCGUCUUUGCAAUUCAACCAUCAUUAGAUCCCUGCUUGGAGCGCUGCUUGGAUUGCCUUAUUCCAAAAGCACUGUAUAUCUGCCAACUUGAAGAUAAUCUUAUUGCUUUGGAGGCUGAAAGAGAUCGGUUAAAGGCUGUACAUACAGACUGGACGCAGAUGAUCAUGACUGCUGAAGAAGGACCAGGAAUGUCGAGGUCCAAAUUGAUUGAUGGCUGGCUUUUAAGAGUGGAAGCUCUAACAAAAGAAGUUGAGCUUCUGAUUGCACGAGGUCCACGAGAGAAAGCCAGAUUAUGUCUCGGAGGCUGUUGCUCAAUGAACAUCAGCGCUAGCUACAAGUUUGGGAAAAGGGUCGACAAAGUACUGAAUGAAGUGAAAGAGCUAACUGGUCAAAGAGACAUUCAAGAGGUGGCUUAUAAGCGACCUGUUGAACCAGUAGUUGAAAGACCUAGUGAGUUGACGCUAGGCUUCAAAACCAUGUUAGAUAAUGUAUGGAGCUACCUUGAUGAAGAAGAACCUGUGUGUAUUAUUGGGGUAUAUGGUAUGGGGGGAGUUGGCAAAACUACCCUUCUAACACAUAUCAACAACAAGUUCCUUGAUUCCUCCAAAAAGGUUGAUGUUGUGAUUUGGAUUACAGUCUCUAAAGAUUUUACACUUGAAAGGGUUCAAGAAGAUAUUGGGAAAAGGAUGGGUUUUUUUAAUGAGCAGUGGAAGGAGAAGAGCUUUCAAGAGAAAGCCGUUGACAUCUUGAAUGGAAUGCGUAAAAAGAAGUUUGUAUUAUUGCUAGAUGAUAUGUGGGAGCGAGUUGAUCUUGUAAAAAUGGGGGUUCCUCUACCAAGCAGACAAAAAGGGUCCAAAGUUGUAUUCACAACACGUUCUAAGGAAGUCUGUGGCCAAAUGGAUGCUGAAAAGAUAAUUUAUCUGAAACCCUUAGCUUGGGAAAUAGCUUGGGAAUUGUUUCAAGAAAAGAUUGGGGAAGAAACACUUCACAUUCACCCGGAAAUUCCUAGAUUAGCUCAUGAUAUAGCUAAAAAGUGCCAAGGAUUACCACUUGCCCUCAUUACCAUUGCUCGUGCUAUGGCUUCUAGGAGGACUCUCCAAGAGUGGAAUCAUGCUGUUGAAGUUUUAAGCAACCCAACCUCAGAUUUUCACGGUAUGUGGGAUAACGUGUUUACCAUUUUGAAGUAUAGUUAUGAUAGUUUGCCUAAUGAUAAGAUCAAAUCUUGUUUCUUAUACUGUACAUUGUUCCCAAGAAAUUUCAAAAUUUUCAAAAGUGACCUUAUAGCUUAUUGGAUGUGUGAGGAAUUCUGGGAUGAGUAUGACAAUGGGUCUAGCGCUAAUGACAAGGGACACCACAUUAUGGGUGUUCUUGUGCGUGCAUGCUUAUUAGAAGAUGAAGGCGACUAUGUAAAGAUGCAUGAUGUAAUUCGUGAUAUGGGACUGCGGAUAGCAUGCAACUGUGCGAGAACAAAGGAAACUAAUUUGGUGCAAGCUGGUGCUCUGCUAAUUGAAGCACCAGAGGCUAGAAAAUGGGAGCAUAUAAAAAGGAUGUCACUGAUGGAAAACUCUAUUCGAGUUCUUACUGAAGUUCCAACAUGCCCGGAACUUUUUACAUUGUUUCUUUGUCAUAAUCCUAAUUUGGUUAUGAUCAGGGGUGACUUCUUCCGCUCAAUGAAAGCACUAACUGUUCUAGACCUGUCAAAGACUGGUAUUCAGGAACUGCCAUCAGGAAUUUCAGAUAUGGUUUCAUUGCAAUAUCUUAACAUAUCAUACACAGUGAUAAACCAAUUGCCUGCUGGAUUAAUGAGGUUGGAGAAACUGAAAUAUCUUAACUUGGAGCAUAAUGAGAAUCUUUAUAUGAUUCCAAAGCAAUUGGUAAGGAGUUUGUCAAGGUUGCAAGCUUUGAGAAUGUUGGGCUGUGGUCCUGUGCACUAUCCACAAGCAAAAGAUAAUUUGUUGUCUGAUGGGGUUUGUGUAAAGGAACUGCAGUGUCUGGAAAAUCUAAACAGAUUGAGCAUCACAGUAAGAUGCGCCUCUGCUCUCCAGAGUUUUUUCAGCACUCACAAAUUGCGAAGCUGUGUUGAAGCUAUAUCCCUCGAGAAUUUCAGCAGUUCUGUAUCACUCAAUAUUUCAUGGUUAGCAAAUAUGCAGCAUUUGCUUACCUGUCCUAAUUCAUUGAAUAUUAAUUCUAACAUGGCAAGAACAGAAAGACAAGCAGUUGGCAAUCUCCAUAACUCAACCAUCUUGAGAACCAGAUGCUUCAACAACCUUCAAGAAGUGAGAGUGAGAAAAUGCUUUCAAUUGAGGGAUUUGACAUGGCUUAUUCUAGUUCCAAAUCUGACAGUUCUGGAGGUCACAAUGUGCAGAAAUUUGGAAGAAAUAAUCAGUGUUGAACAAUUGGGUUUUGUGGGCAAGAUUCUGAAUCCAUUUGCAAGGCUUCAAGUUCUUGAAUUGCAUGAUUUGCCACAAAUGAAACGCAUAUAUCCAAGUAUCCUGCCCUUUCCGUUUCUAAAGAAGAUUGAGGUAUUUAAUUGCCCGAUGCUAAAGAAAGUUCCACUUGGCUCUAACAGUGCGAAGGGGCGUAAAGUUGUGAUUGAAGCUGACGAUCAUUGGUGGAACGGUGUUGAGUGGGAGAAUCGUGAAACUAAAGCUGCCUUCUCUAGAUUUUAUUUUCGGAGGAUAGAACUUCAACCCUCUCAUAUGUUUGGGAUGCUUGGGAGUCGGUGAUUCUCAGUUGAAAUAAACACUUCUUUAUUUAGGACUCAAAUUUGAAUUUUUAUCCAUUUAAGAGAUAAUCUUGCUCCAAACCUAGAAUUUCUUAUUGUGUGAAGAUGUCCGGACAUGGAAGAGAUAAUCCGUCAAGGAAAACUGGGUGGAAGAAAUGUCAGAACAUUGGCAAAACUUGUUGAAGUUCUUCGAUAAAGUCUGCCAAAAUUGAAAACAUCUAUGAAAUAGCAGUGCUUCCCAAUAUCUGAAAGAAAUUGUUGUUACUGAUAACUGUUCAAAUCUGAAGAAGCUUCCACUUGAUUCUAACAAUGCCAAGGAUCAUAAAAUUUUUUAUUCAAGGAUAAGAAGACUGGUAAUGGGAGGAUGGAGCCACUCAAAGUGCUUUCCUUCCUUCGUUUAAAGCCUGUAUAUACUGAUUGAAGACUUGCUCUCUUUAAUUCCCUUUUCUUUUCUUCAUAGACCCUGUAAUUCUUUAAUAUUAGAGUAUUGUUCAUCUAGUUGUGUUCUUGCUACCACCUUAAUCAUGCUGUAGUUGAUUUAAAGUAACAAGCAUCUCUUUUUGUCUACUUUAAGGUAUGAUAUUAGUGCCUGGUUUAUCAUCGUUA
This is a messenger RNA of Ricinus communis (castor bean), 3497 nucleotides long. Its product is annotated as probable disease resistance protein At5g63020. The transcript has a single exon. Lineage: Eukaryota; Viridiplantae; Streptophyta; Magnoliopsida; Malpighiales; Euphorbiaceae. The record is from RefSeq and is a predicted model, not a curated record. Gene Ontology annotation, molecular function: ADP binding; protein binding. The coding region runs from base 160 to 2892 and encodes 910 amino acids.